CACAACUCAAAUUCAAAAGAUGCUGUAACGGAUUUUGCCAGUUCUUGUUGUUCGUCGUUCGUAUUUAUUAUUUAGCGCAAUUAUCGCACUAAAAGUAGUGACUCACCCCAUUUUCAUUCGACCAACCCGUGCAACUCAACACUAACAUGUCGCAGUUCAAAUUUGUAACGGAAAUGAAGAACCUUGUCACCAUGGACGGACCUUUAACUAAGGGCCCUCCGCCUCGAUGGCAGCGAAAAGGCCAAGAAAACUACCAAUCCACCAGCAACUUGAGCAUCAACACCUCAAAGAAAUCCACCUCCAUGACGAAAACCCCGACGAAACUCAACGGAAGCGACUCCUUGAGAACGAAGAAAACCCCGUCAAAGACCCCAAGUAAGAACAAAUCGGGAAGUUCGACGACGCCGACACCAAACAAAACGUUGAAGACACCUGUAGCGGAUCGGUUUAUACCAAAUAGAAGCACAAGUAAUUUUGAUUUGGCGCAUUAUAAGUUGAAUCAGGAAGAGGAUACUUCGAACAGUCCUACACAGAAAGAACUGCAAAAGGUCAUGUGUGAGAAUUUGUAUGGGGGCGAUAUUGACUCGCAGAAAAUACUGUCAUAUAGGGUGAAACCACCAUCAGCCCCUGCUGGGUUUCAAAAUCCAAUGAGAGUGAUUUAUACACAGACAAAGACUCCUGCUUCAGUUAAGGGCAAUAAUAGGUAUAUUCCACAUGCACCUGAUAGGAUUCUGGACGCUCCAGAUAUUGUGGACGAUUAUUACUUGAAUUUGAUGGAUUGGAGCUCCGGAAAUGUUCUCGCGGUGGCUCUAGGGGCACAUGUAUAUUUAUGGAAUGCAGGAACUGGAAAUAUUGAAGACCUGUUAGAACUACAAGGCAAUGACUAUGUUUGCUCCUUAUCAUGGAUCCAAGAGGGCGACCAUCUCGCCGUGGGCACUACCAACGGAACUGUAGAACUCUGGGAUUGCUCUAAAAUGAAAAGACUGAGAGUAAUGGAUGGACACUCAGCCCGUGUGGGCUCUCUUUCCUGGAAUUCCUACAUCCUUUCCAGUGGUUGCAGAAGUGGCCAAAUUAUUCACCAUGACGUGCGACAAAGAGACCACCUCAUUACUACCUUGUCUGGACACACACAAGAAGUCUGUGGUCUCAAGUGGUCCCCUGAUGGAAGAUAUCUGGCCAGUGGCGGCAAUGACAACGUCUUGAACAUCUGGCAGGGCGUCACAGGGGGGCACCACACGAAUACAGAGCCCCUUCAUGUCUUCACAACGCACCAAGCGGCCGUUAAAGCUCUCGCCUGGUGCCCCUGGCAGCCCCACGUGCUGGCCAGUGGUGGAGGCACUGCUGACCGACAUAUAAGGUUCUGGAACUGCAAUAUAGGGUCUUGUGUGAAUGCAGUUGACACCAGAUCUCAAGUUUGCGCUUUGCUAUGGAGCUCCAAUUAUAAAGAGCUUAUCUCAGGACAUGGCUUUGCUAACAAUGAGUUAAUUAUAUGGAAGUAUCCAGCUAUGACCAAAGUGGCUGAAUUGACAGGACACACCGCAAGAGUUCUCCAUUUAGCGAUGUCGCCUGAUGGUAGCACAGUUCUCUCAGCAGGGGCUGAUGAAACUCUGAGAUUAUGGAAAUGUUUUGUUAAGGAUGUGUCGAAAAGUAAAGGCGCAGGGGUGCAGUUACGAGAGAAACCUAGCGUUUUAAAACAGUGUAUUAGAUAAGUUUAUGUAUUGUGAUUAAGUUUUGUAAAUUAUGUGACUACCAAUAAAGUAUUUUUGGAAAAAA
Messenger RNA from Zophobas morio, 1773 nucleotides. It is a transcript of the gene fzy, whose product is annotated as cell division cycle protein 20 homolog. Gene Ontology annotation, molecular function: ubiquitin ligase activator activity; protein binding; anaphase-promoting complex binding. The record is from RefSeq and is a predicted model, not a curated record. Gene Ontology annotation, cellular component: anaphase-promoting complex. The transcript is spliced from 3 exons. Gene Ontology annotation, biological process: anaphase-promoting complex-dependent catabolic process; positive regulation of ubiquitin protein ligase activity; positive regulation of anaphase-promoting complex-dependent catabolic process. Bases 147 to 1709 code for a protein of 520 amino acids. Lineage: Eukaryota; Metazoa; Arthropoda; Insecta; Coleoptera; Tenebrionidae.